Dentiscutata heterogama is the source of this 757-nucleotide messenger RNA. The record is from the annotation of a GenBank genome assembly. NCBI's taxonomy places the organism in Eukaryota, Fungi, Glomeromycota, Glomeromycetes, Diversisporales, Gigasporaceae.
UAUAUUUGGAGUAGUGACGACGUUGUUUGUCGUAUUGACCGUGUUCAUAAUAUCCAUCAUUGAAUAUCCGAAAAACUUAAAAAAUCGUCAUGAUUUUGUCAAUUUUCGAAACCUUCCUAUCGCUCUAUCAACUUUCUUUUUCAGUUUUGGAGGUAAUGUCGUUUAUCCACAUAUUCAAGCCAGUAUGAAAAAUAAAAAAGCAUGGCCUAAAGUGGUUACACUUGCGAAAUUUACUAUUACUUUUAUGUACCUUUUAAUCGGUAUACCUGCUUACUUAACCUAUGGUCGAACCACAAUGUCACCUAUAUAUCUAAGCCUUCCACCUGGUUUAAUAGUUGAUAUUACCAUGAUAAUGAUCACAAUGCAUAUUCUUUUUGCACUCCCUGUUUAUCAAACUGCUUUUUCUUUGGAAUUAGAAAAUUAUCUUUUUACAACCAUUUCAAAUAUUAGUAAUACUAGUAAAUUUAUUUUACGUACAAUACUUCGUUUAAUUAUUGUAAUUUUCACCGUAUAUAUUGCAACAGUUGUACCAUAUUUUACUACUAUUAUGUCACUUUUGGGCGCUUUAGGUAAUGGUAUUUUAUUAAUGGUUAUGCCAAUGUUAAUUUGGAUAAAAUUAUUUGGUUGGAAUCAUUUAAAAAAUUUUAAAGAAAAAAUUUGGGUUAUUUUUAUUUUAAUUUUUGCUCUAUCUGGUGCUAUCAUCGGUACUUGGGAUGCAUUAGAUGCUUUGUCGACAGAAAUUUUGAGUGGAAAUUGA